This is a messenger RNA of Passer domesticus (house sparrow), 3394 nucleotides long. It is a transcript of the gene ZBTB2, whose product is annotated as zinc finger and BTB domain containing 2. Gene Ontology annotation, cellular component: nucleus. The transcript has 3 exons. Gene Ontology annotation, biological process: regulation of transcription by RNA polymerase II. The coding region runs from base 205 to 1740 and encodes 511 amino acids. Gene Ontology annotation, molecular function: DNA-binding transcription factor activity, RNA polymerase II-specific; protein binding. Lineage: Eukaryota; Metazoa; Chordata; Aves; Passeriformes; Passeridae. The record is from RefSeq and is a predicted model, not a curated record.
CGCCUCCCCUCCCCCACGGCGGGGGCUCCUCGCCGCAGCCUCUGUGCUCCGCUCCCGGUCAUGUGACCCGAACGUAACCGGACAGGAAAAGCCGCCGCCGCCGCCGCCGCGCUGACUCCGUUGUUGCUGCUGCCGGGCGCGGAGACGGCGGCGGCCCCCGCGCGGCGCCACCCGGCGGCCCCCACGCCCCCCAGAGUGUAAAAAAUGGAUUUGGCCAACCAUGGACUUAUUCUGCUGCAGCAGCUAAAUGCUCAGAGAGAGUUCGGUUUCCUGUGUGACUGCACAGUUGCCAUUGGGGAUGUCUACUUCAAGGCACACAAAUCUGUCCUCGCUUCUUUCUCCAACUACUUCAAGAUGUUGUUUGUUCAUCAAACCAGUGAAUGUGUCCGUUUGAAAGCGACCGACAUACAGCCAGAUAUCUUCAGUUAUCUCUUGCAUUUGAUGUACACUGGGAAGAUGGCACCACAACUCAUUGACCCAGUUCGACUAGAACAGGGAAUAAAGUUUCUGCAUGCAUAUCCACUAAUUCAAGAGGCCAGCCUUGCAAGUCAGGGAACUUUUUCUCACCCAGAUCAAGUCUUUCCAUUAGCAUCUUCAUUAUAUGGCAUUCAGAUUGCAGAUCACCAGAUAAGACAUCCCACUAAGGUUACGUCAGCGACUGACAAACUUGGGCGAGAACCACGGCCUCAGACAUCCCGGAUGAACCAAGAGCAGGCUUCUGAAGGCUCGCAGCUCUCGCAGUUGGGUGCAAAUCUGCCACAAGUGACCCGGACAAAUAUGUCUGCUUCUGACCCAUUGCCAUCUUCUCUAUCUCCGGAAUUGGUGUCUGCUGCUGGUAAUAAUUCACCUUCGGGAGAAGAGGGCAAUAUGGAAGCAUCUUCUUCAGAUGAGCAGCCUGCCUCUCUCACAAUAGCACACGUCAAGCCAAGCAUUAUGAAAAGGAACGGAAGCUUCCCAAAAUACUAUGCCUGUCACCUCUGCGGUCGCCGGUUCAACCUGCGCAGCAGCUUGCGGGAGCACCUGCAGAUCCACACGGGAGUUCCCUUCACAUCUAGCCAGCAGGGAGAAAGUAAUAUUUCUUUGUCUCUCUGUAACAACACGGCUGAUAAAGAUGCCAUGGAAGUGCCUGAAGCGGGGAUGAUUAGUGACAGCGAGCUGCAGCAGAUCUCAGACUCCCCAAUAAUUGAUGGGCAGCAGCAGUCAGAGACACCUCCCCCCUCCGAUAUCGCAGAUAUUGACAACCUGGAGCAGGCAGAUCAAGAGAGGGAGGUAAAGAGACGGAAAUACGAAUGUUCCAUCUGUGGUCGCAAAUUUAUUCAGAAAAGCCACUGGAGGGAGCACAUGUACAUACACACGGGCAAGCCCUUCAAGUGCAGCACUUGUGACAAAAGCUUUUGUAGGGCUAACCAGGCUGCCAGACACGUGUGCCUAAACCAGAGCAUGGACACGUACACGAUGGUGGAUAAACAGACUCUGGAGCUCUGUACUUUUGAGGAAGGCAGUCAAAUGGACAACAUGCUAGUACAGACCAACAAGCCCUACAAAUGUAACUUGUGUGACAAAACUUUUUCAACUCCCAAUGAAGUAGUCAAACAUUCGUGCCAAAAUCAAAACUCUGUCUUUACACUAGAAGAAGAUCGCUCCAUUCUGUUAGGUGGUGGGGACACAGAAGCCACAGAGACUGAUAACGCAGUGUUAGCCUCCAUCAAAAAGGAGCAGGAAGCAGUGUUGUUAGACUGAAUGUGAAACCUAUAUCAAUUUUUUAAAGUUUCUUUACUCAUUUUUUAUUAAAUCAAUUUUUUCCUCCCCCUACCUCUUACCUCACUUACCCCACCAUCUUUUCCAGCAACCUCCUUCCCACCCUUUGUCUUCAGCAACCAGAACUGUACUGGCACAUUAGGAAAUUGGACUUUGCCUCUCCCACCAAAACAAACAAAAAGCUCUUGCAUCAAACCACAACAAAAUUGAUUUUAAUACAAAGGAACAUGUGAAAAAACAAUCCAGCUAACUAUGUUGAUAGUAUUAGUUAUUCCAAAUUUAAUAGAUUUUAAACAAAAUUUAGAUUGCUUAAAAGUGUAUUUAGAUACAAUGAUGAGUGUAAUGAGAAACAGAGUAUCAGUUUGGUAAGCAAAGGAUAUAUGUAUUUUAGUUUCCCUGGUAGAAGGCAUUUUGAGAUCUGGCAGAUUAAACACCGUGCUCUUUACAAGUCCGCAUGCAAGUUGAUUAAGGUUAUAACCUAAGCCCUCAGAACUUUUCCUCAAGGAAUGCAGAAAUCUCUGUUCAUUGAGUUAAAAAGAGCUGAGGGUGUUGGUUUUCUUUUAGCUGUAUGUCUUCCUUCAAGUAUGCCUUUGGGUAUCUGUUUCAGAGUCAAGCAAAGUCGUUACUUAGUCAAAUUCUGACUUAAGUAGCUGUAAUAGUAAUGUGAUGGCAAUCUUUAUAUAUAUAUAUAUAUAAAUACUGUAUAUGUAUAAAGAUUUAUAUAUAUAUAAAGUGUCUGUGUGUAUAUUUGGUACAGGUAAAUAAAUGCACACAUCCUUUUUAACUGGCCGUCUGCUCUCAGAUUCAGCCUGGAAUGUCUUUUAGUUGUUUGACAAAGCUAGUCAUUGCACAGGUUGCUUUUAGCCAAAUUUGAAACGUCCUGAGCUGUGUGCAUUUUUAUUGACCUGUUGAAGAGAAGCCAAUAGGUAAGUGUUGUCACCCAAGCUACCAAGGAAACUAGAGAAGUGGCAUACUGGUGAGCACUGCACCAUCAUUAGUGCAGCACAUGCGUGUGUUGUUAGCUAUACAGAGCUUUGAGUCAUUCUGGAUGAAAGGAGAGAGAAAAGCUUUAUUCCCUUACUCAGGCAAGGAAUGUCCAUGAUUGCAUUUGGUCUAAUGGCAUGAGUUAAGAGGAAGGAAAAGCGGUGUUCUAGCAACAGGUGAUCAUGGUUGUUUUAAAAUGAAUCUGUAGUGCUGGCUGGGAAAUUCUGCUCUAUGAGUUACUUUGAAAGCCAAGACAAAGCCUGCAAAACCUGAAAGGAUGAAUUCUGUAGUUUUAGUUACUGCUGAUGGUAGUACUGCAUCUUUGUGUUAAAAAUCAAGUUGUUGAUUUUUAUUAUUUUAUAUAGAUGCCCAGAUUUUUUGCUGGUAGCCUAAAAACCUAAACUGACAGCAGCAGUGAAGCCCACGGAGCAAUUACUGGGCCAACAGAAGGUCUAAGUGGACAGAAAAAGUGCCCCAUCAUAAAUGGAGACAGUGUGUGUUUGGGGGGAGGGGUGGGAGAGGGCAAGUCACAAACCACAGCUCUUCUCUGUGUAUACGUUUAAACUGAAUAUCAUCUUUUUGUGUAUAGUUAAGUUCUCAGAUUUGUAAGUUUUUAUACAUCAUUUCAUUGAAUAAAAACUGAAUUAAAUGG